GGCAGCUGUGUUGUUUCCCCCAACGUUUUUACACCUCAACUAUAUGCGUGAGGAUUAAAAAAAAAAUCGAAAAAUCGUAAAAUCGACUUGCCCCCCACCCCAUCCUCUCAAGUGUGUGUUCCCCUCAGCAGUGAAAUUAUCCGGCUUCGAUAGAACAGUCCUCCACCCCUAUAAGAGUCAAAAGUACCACUGACCAAAUUAUUAACAGAAAAAAAAAAUUGAUUGGCCAAUUUCACCGAGAAUUAAUCAACUCUAGCUCCAAGUAAUAUUGUGCAAUAACCAGUGGUUUGUGAAAAUUUUGAUGAUAGCCCGAGAGAGAGACGUCAGAAUUUUGUGGGCCAAUCUGACAUCAUCGAGAAAAUACGUAGUACAAAGCUGUACGUGUACCAUUUUCCAAUGCAGACUCUGAGGAAGAAAAAUAGUCCAUGCAAGUUCAAAAAAGAGCCGACCCGAUUUCUCGGGGAGGGUGUAUCCUUCAAGGCAAAACUUAUUGGAAUACUGGAGGUAUCGGAGGCUCGAGGUGAUCAAAUGUGCCAAGCAGCACUUGCCGAUUUAAAAAUGGCGAUAAGAGCCGCUGGUGAACAUAAACAACGAAUUGCUGUGCAAGUCAGCAUCGAUGGACUUCGCCUGCGUGACGAGAAAACUGGAGAAUGUUUGUAUCAUCAUGCAGUCCACAAGAUAUCAUUUAUCGCUCAGGAUCGUUAUGAUUCACGUGCAUUUGGCUACAUAUUCGGCUCUCCCGACACGGGCCAUCGAUUUUUUGGCAUAAAGACGGACAAAGCAGCGAAUCAAGUCGUAAUGGCGAUGCGUGAUCUCUUCCAAGUGGUGUUCGAGUUGAAGAAGAAAGAGAUGGAACUGGCGAAGCAGCAUAUCGAGCAAAAUGUCAUGAAAUAUCACACCACUGGUAUAUUUGUUGAGCCUGCACCAGACACUAAGGGAGCGGCAGGAGUGGAUAGUUGUGUGCAUCGGAUACGAGCGUCGGCCGAGACGGAGCGAUCUUCGGAAAAGAAAUCGGAAAACCGUAGCGGAGUGAUAGCAGAUCUUCUCGAUCUCCAGUUUGAGCUCCAUUCAUUGCAGCAGGGUAUUCACCAAAUGGACAAAUUGACACCGGAAAAUCCGAGGCCAGCGUCGGAGGAUCCGUUUGAGGCAGAUCCCUUUGGGGAUUCAUUCACAAAUAUCAAAGUGAAAAAUUCAGUUCAACCGAUUUUACCGCCUCCACCAUCUUCGGCAAAACGCUGCCAUCUUGAUAGACAAGCGACAAUUCCCACUCCAUCGUCAUCGACCUCGAGUCCUGCUACCGUAAUGCCUAGUAAAACACCACCACCUCAAGCGCCAUUACAGUGGUUAGAAAGCGAGAGUGAGAAAAGAUUUAGUGAUGGGGAAAUAUCAAGUCUUACUGGCGGUAUGAAUGACAAAGAAGGUAAGGCAAAUGAUUCUGAAAAUGGUUCAGGUUCAUCAUCGACGGCAGCUCGUAAGAGUCCUCAGAUUGAUGUAUUUACGGAGUUAGAUCCAUUGGGAACUGGCUUAAGUAAACCCUACAUAGAUAAAAAAGACUUCUUUCAACAUCUGAAGAAUCCACCCAAGAAAGUCCUAAAAGAACUAGCAUCAACUUCAUCAACCGACACAUUCCCAACUAAUUUUCAUAUUUCAGACUCACUGGAUCCAUUGAAAUCGCGCGACGAUAAACCCGGUGAUAUGUUUGAAGACGGAGAUUUUGCCAAUUUCGACAAAUUCGAUGAACCAGAAACAUUUUCAACACCUAAAUCACAGUCACCACAGAUGAGUAAGACAAACUCACGUUUGAUACAUCAUCAGCCUUUGUCCGUGUGUUUACCACCCGAGGAUAUUCCAAUAUCGAAAAGUUCAGCAAGAUUGGAGAGAGAAGUGUCUGAACCAAGGCAAUCGCUAAUACGUUUGCCAAGCCCUAAGAAAUAUCAGUCAUCGUCGUCGUCAUCCUCGUCAGUCCGUAAGAAGGAUUACGAUGAUUUGCCUUCGAGCUGUCGUGCCCAGUCAAUUGACAAGACAUUUCCCGUUGACUUUGCCCUAACAACUGAUUCCCCAGUUUCACCCCACCGAUCAUGUUCCUCAGACGCCAAUUCUCGUAUCUCCACAUCUAGUGCUGAACUUGAAAUAGUUCCUGAGCCUCCGCCUAGAGGCGCUGGUAGUAUUCUCAUAAAUCCUCCACCUCUUCCACCGAAAAAGCAGGGAGUAAGAGCAGCUGGAAAACCACCCCCUAGACCACCUCACAAUGAUUUUCAUUAUGACUUCAUCGAGCGAGAGGAGUCACCGUCGACGUCUCCGAUCCCAAACCACCGAUCAAUCAAAACUCCGGAAAUGGAUGUACACAAGGGUAGAUUCGAUGACGAUUUCAGCUCUCCAUCCUCCAAGAUUCAGUCGAUCAAUACCAGUGGUGCAUCCUUUGAGGAUUCUUUUAGCUCUAUGAUUCCCACAACUCUAUCAUCUCUCUUUAGAAAGUCCUACACAUCAUCCCAGGAAUCGAAAAAGAAACCUUCUUUAGACAUAACACUUAGUCAGUUAACAUCUUCCAAUCUCGUUGAGUUAGCAACGAGUUUGGACAUGAGCGUUGGCCAACUCACGAAUUUGACGCUUCAGCAAUUAACUCAAUGUCUCUCUAAACUAUCGGCGAAGGAACAGCAAACCACACCAACUCAGCAAGUCAAGGAGUUUAGAGAAGUGGAAGAUAAACCAGAGCUUUCAAGAGGUACAAAAAGUUCAUUCGCCAACGAGCCGCUAUUCACAGCUAAUUUUGAUCAAGAUGUUAAACCAUCGGAAGAGCCCAAAUACGACAAGUACGCGGUAUUCAGGGAACUAUUGGAACUCGAUCAGAUCGGCAGUGAUUCUGUCAAAAAUGAGACUAUCGAUGAAGAGAUUAAUGAUUUCGACCGGAAAGAUUUGACAGUGGAAGGAGCCGAGGACAUGGAUUGUCAAAUUGAACUUGAACUCAAUAUUAAAAUUGAUGUCGAUGAGAAUAUUAAAAAAUCUGAAUCAAAUGAAGUGAUGAGAGAAUCGCCAAUCGAUGAAAAAGGGGAGAGUGUGAAGACUCCAGAAGAAUUGGAUACCAAAAAUGACUCGAUUGAAUCGGAAGAGAUGAAAGAUCCUGAUGAGUCUGACGAGAAAUAUCAGUCACUGGAAAAUUCCGAGUGUGAGAAGGUCCAGUCGGAGAUUAGUCCGACACCAGAAGCGAAGGAGGAGAAGAUCGAGGAGACACUGAAUAAAUUGGAGAACAAAUCAUCGUCAACAACGCCGAACGAUCGAUACGCAGCGCUCCGAGAAAUCAUAGCUGAUAUUCAACCGAUCAGUGAAACAAAUGAAAAACCAACGAGUCCAUCGCCCAUCAACACGUCCAAGAGUCUAGCUGAGCACGACUUGAUGAAGCUCUUUUCAGCCCCUCCGUCUCAACCUGCCAGCCCCAAACGGAUCAACAAGGAGGAGCUUGAUUUGACAGCAGCUGCCUCCUAUAUUUGCCAAGAGAUUCGGAUGCUGAAUAGUUGUGUAAAUAAACCAAAUAAACCAGCAGCAUCUGGAUUCGAGGAUGUAUUCUGUUCGUUGGUAGAGGAGAAAAAGAGUCACGAGGAACCGAAGGACGAUGAUAAUUGGGCGAAAUUCGAAAGUGGAGUCUUUCAUUCGGACAAAUCAUCGUUCGACGCACACGCAUCCUUGGGUGGAACGUCCCCGUGGUCUCCCGAUGAGAAAGACAUUCAGAAGGAGUUGGGCUUCAAGACAAGCGUCCAUCGGCAUUCAGGAGAUAGUGAUAACGAGUGGAAGGACGAGGAAGAGUCAGAGGAGAGUAAUGGAAGAGUACGAGAUGAUGGUCUGUGGCGGCAUCCACCGAGCAGAUUCGACUCGAGUUGCGAGGAAAGCACCUAUUAUGAUGCUAGCGAUAAAGAUCGUCACUUUCGAGAGAGAUCGGCUAGGAAAACUCGUGGUGUACCCUGGGCUAAGACUCCCCAUCGACCUCGACUCGAUCCUUCUCCAUGGCACGAGGAGGGUCGAUGGGAGGACGAGCACAGGAGAUAUCCACCUAGGAAAAUAUCGUACAAGGACGAGGAGGAGAGAAAGGCACACUGGAAAUGCCGAACUGGCCAGCGAGCGCCGUGGAAUGGUGAGCGGGAUUCCAAUUUCAGGGGUCAUGAUCAUCAAUUCUACGAGGAAGAUCGAGGCAAGAGGAGGAUGAUGCUGUGGAGUGAGGAUGAUCGAGACAGAGAUCGUGAUCGUGAUCGUGAUCGCGAUCGAGAUCGAGAUCGUUUUAGUAGUCAAGAGAGUAUGGGUUACGACGACGAGGAGAGAUGGUCAAUUCGUGAAUACGAGAGGAGAAGGUGGGAGGAGGAAGGGAGAUUUUGGAGGGGGCGAUCUGGAGGUGAAGAUUAUCCCGUGUAUAGAAAACACAAUAUGCAUUACUGUAGGGAAUCCAGAGAUAGACCGAUAGAUUAUAAUCCAGCGGGUUGGGAGGAGGAGUAUCCCGAUCGUUCUGAUAAUUCACCACGUUAUGUUACGAGGAAGAGGCAUUGGCCGAAGCGUCCAAACAGCGCUAAUGAAGAUCGCAAUGCAGAGGUUGUUUAUGCCGAGCCUAGAAUGAAAUAUGGAAUGUCGCGGUCUGAAUGCAGUGACAACGAUUCCGAUAUGUACCAUCGACCCUACAGGUCGCGAAGUCGCGAGAGCUAUUGGGAGAGCGAUCAGGAGUUUGAGAGCUGGGGAGAGCGUCUCUAUUGGUCGGAAGGACCUGACAUGAAGAGCGAGUCGUUGCACCGCCGGCGAAUGAAUCGACACAAGCAGCAAUCAAGAUCUAAGCCCCAGAGUUCGCCGUUCGAGGAUGACUUUACCCAGAGUAUCGAGCACGGUGGAUCGGUGGAUCAGGCGAUAAUUUCGGAAAAUAAACAACCCGCGAGCCCUCGUAAUGCCCAGGAUCAUGUGAGAAAGGAUGUGCGAAAGCACGCGAGGUCUAGCUUCUUCGAUGAUGAUUUAACACCGUCGGCGUCGAGUGAUACGUCUGAUCGGCAACGGCUCGGUUCCGAUCUCAAAGCAACCCCUGAAGAUCUGCCCGUUGAUCCGAGGGAUCCAACCUCGGCGGACAGUUUUGUAUCGGAGGACAGCGGUAGGGAUUCGUUUUUCAAUGGCGAUCCGAGAUUCGAUGACGAUGCCUUUGCAUUCAGAUCGGAAAUGGCUGACAGUGUACCGAAUACUUCGACUCUGUCAUUGAAAAACUCGAGACAAAUCAAGUACGGUAAUAAUAAAAUGAAGGGUGAUUACGAUAUCAAAAAGUCUGAAUCGGUUAACAUAUUUGUUAGGGAGAACGAUCCAUUUGACGAUGAUGAUUUUUUCAAUUAGCAUGAACAACACAAUCGACUGAUUGCCCACCGAGUAUCAAAUCACAAAUAAAUUGUGUGAUAUCAUUUUUCUUGACACACACGAUUAUCGCUUGUGUAGUGGGAUCAAUGACUUGAACAUUCUAGUCAUAAAGAGUAUGUGUUCUAUUUAUUUGCUUGAUUAUUUUUUGCCUUCAUUAAUAAAUAUUAGAAAAUUAACAAACUAGAUGAAAUUGGUGUGGUAAUUUGAUUGUUAUGUUUGGCCAAUGAGUUGAAAAUAUGAGAAUGAUUGAGUGAAGCCACAGAAGCUGAGCCACAAAAUGAUGAAACAGGGAGCGAUGAAUUCUCCGCAUUAUCGGAACAACAAAAUUUUAUAAUCCUUUGUUAACAAUAAAAUACAGUGGCACAAAGGGGAGACAAUGACCUACAAAAAUGAAAAAAAUUGCAUCAAUGUAUCU
Fopius arisanus is the source of this 5782-nucleotide messenger RNA. It is a transcript of the gene Dab, whose product is annotated as DAB adaptor protein. The record is from RefSeq and is a predicted model, not a curated record. Gene Ontology annotation, cellular component: cytoplasm. NCBI's taxonomy places the organism in Eukaryota, Metazoa, Arthropoda, Insecta, Hymenoptera, Braconidae. The coding region runs from base 397 to 5346 and encodes 1649 amino acids. The transcript has 6 exons.